Messenger RNA from Prunus armeniaca (apricot), 489 nucleotides. The record is from the annotation of a GenBank genome assembly. NCBI's taxonomy places the organism in Eukaryota, Viridiplantae, Streptophyta, Magnoliopsida, Rosales, Rosaceae.
AUGGAGGGUACUGAAUUGGGAGCAGAGCAAAAACAGCUUCUGCAUACUAGUGCCCAGUGCCAAUACAAACUCAACAAAAUACUGGAUGACUCGGAUCUUGAUACCAUCAUUGACGGUGAUAAGAAUAGAGGGUAUAAAGACUGCAAAAGAAAGGGGAGUAGUUCUUGUUUAUUUGUUCAUUCUGACUGUGCUACUUGGACUUGGAAAUGGUUGAGUUCACUUUGCAUGAAUUGCCUCAGUCAAGUCAUGAUUAAGAGCAACGCCAGGAGUAUCCGGAUUGUCCAUGAUGUAGCAGAAGAGAUCAUGAAUGGGACCUUAUAUGGCGGUAGUCUUGGGCUUCAACAAGUGUUAGCUGAUUUCUUAGCCGUAUCAAUUAAUGUUAUGCCAAACGGAGGCCAGCUUACUAUUGCAGCCAAUUUGAGGAGCAAGAGUGGUCAACUGAGGAGCAGUGGCGGACGGAUGCACAUAAGAGCAAGAGUGGUCAAGUGA